UUCGGACGCUUUAAUUUAAUUUUACCCACUGCUUUUGGGCCCAAAACUCCCCAUUUCAGCUUUCUGACUCGACAUCUCUCAGGUUCUUCAGGUUGUCGGAGCCGUUGUAGCGAACCAUCAGCUUCUUCUCCUCUUUCAUUCCUUCCAUCUGCAAGAUUGCCUCUUCUCUCUUACAGAGUAUCACUAUUGGUUUCAACUAUUAGGGUUUAGUUUACACUGAUUAUUCUCUGCGCUCUUUCGACCAAUUGGAGGUCUGCCGCAAUUUACAGACGCAAAAAAUGGAGCCUGGGCUUCGGCAGCCUGCAAACUACGUUAACGGGAACUCUUUUGCUCACCAAACCUCGAACGAGAUUGAUGCUGCUGCUAGGGAUAUCGUGCUUCGCGAACAAGAAGUUGCCACCCAGAAAAUCAUACAAGGUCGAAGAGAGGCUGGAGGUGUAGGUGUACCUAUGAAGGAUGGUACGGAUGUUUUUUCAGAGCGUCCUGACCCUAAUGCUCUUAAGGAGCAUUUACUGAAAAUGACUACUGAACAUCGCGAAGAAAUGGCUUUAAAGCGCGGGAAGCCUGCCACUUUGGUUGAAGGUAAUGUAGACAUUGGAAAUGGUUAUGGUGUACCUGGUGGAGGUGCUUAUAGGGAGUUAGAAAAGACGACAGCUCCCAAAGACUUGCCGGAGUACCUGAAGCAGAAGUUAAGAGCAAGGGGUAUUCUGAAAGAAGAUGCUGAUGUCCGUAAUACUAAUAAUAAGUUAGAGACUGGUUCAACCACACAGACAGGUUCGGGUCAGCUUCUGGAUGGAAAUUUGCCUCCUGGAUGGACAGAGGCAAAAGAUCCUGCAAGUGGUGCUUUAUAUUAUUAUAAUGCAAGUACUGGAACAAGCCAGUGGGAGAGGCCUGCUGAGGCAUCUUGUAGCACAGUCUCUACAUUGCCUUCUCACUUUACAGGAGAUUGGGUGGAGGCAGUUGAUGAAACAACAGGUCAUAAGUAUUACUACAACAUGAAGACCCAUGUAUCACAGUGGGAGUGCCCUUAUUCAUCAAAGCAAGUUAUAGAAAACUCAAAUACUAUGGCUUCUGCAAAUUCUGCUAACAAAGAUCAGGGGCUUUCUUCUUCUGUGCGAGAGAAAUGUACGGGAUGUGGUGGUUGGGGAGUAGGGCUUGUCCAGAUUUGGGGUUAUUGCAAGCACUGUACAAGAGUCCUCAAUCUUCCACAAUCGCAAUACUUGUCUACAAGUUUGAAUAACGAGCAGAUAAUCAGUGCUGCAGCAAAUACAAGCAGAAAUUCUGAGGAGAAGGCACAGAAGCAGAGGCCUUUUAGUUAG
Molecule: messenger RNA, 1319 nt
Organism: Carica papaya (papaya)
Lineage: Eukaryota; Viridiplantae; Streptophyta; Magnoliopsida; Brassicales; Caricaceae
Source: RefSeq, a predicted model, not a curated record